AUGAAUGCUGGUAACUACGAAGUUGAGUGCUUCGUGCAUAUUUUCAAUUCCUGUACUCAAAACAACUAUACAAUUGCAUCCAUCUUUGAACAUCUUUUCCGCUCAAUCAAAGCAGAGUAUCCACUCAUCCAUAAAGCGUAUAUACGAUCAGAUAAUGCAGGAUGUUACCACAAUGGCCCAUUGCUGCUGUGCCUCCCAGAGAUUGGCAAAACAACUGGUAUAACUGUUGCUCGCUACGACUUCUCCGAACGCCAAUCAGGUAAGGACAUCUGCGACCGAAAAAUCGCUCCGAUGAAGGCUCAUAUCCGAAUAUUUGUCAAUGAAAAUCACGAUGUUGUUUCAGCAGAGGACAUGAAAGUGGCGUUAGAAUAUCAUGGAGGAUUGAAAAGAUGUAGAGCUGCAGUAGUUGAAGUCGACUCAUCACAAGAUCUCUAUGAAGGCAACAAAAUACCAGACAUAAGUCUACUCUAUAAUUUUCAGUACGAAACUAGUGGCAUUCGAGUAUGGAAAGCCUACGAAACUGGAAAAGGUAAAUUACUAACCUACAAAGAUCAUCAAUUUCAACCGCAGAAUGUUGCAAGUUUGAAAGUUGUUAAACCAUUUGGACCUCGUCAAAAAGAACGUGGCGCCAUUGGCAAAGCGUCUAAAACUGCACAGGCAGAAAUCUUUUCAUGUAGCGAGUCCACUUGCAUCUUAACAUUUAGGUCAGAACGAGAGAUACAAGCGCAUAUGGAUACUGCCAAGCAUAUCCGAGAAUUAGAGUCUGUUUCUCUGUACGAUGAAAUCCGAAGAAAAUGGGCCGAAAGAGUAACUGGGAUUAGCACAGUUGCCAAACCAACACCUAGUGUUUUCACGCAAGUUUAA
Molecule: messenger RNA, 864 nt
Organism: Paramuricea clavata
Lineage: Eukaryota; Metazoa; Cnidaria; Anthozoa; Malacalcyonacea; Plexauridae
Source: the annotation of a GenBank genome assembly